Molecule: messenger RNA, 1160 nt
Organism: Schistocerca gregaria
Lineage: Eukaryota; Metazoa; Arthropoda; Insecta; Orthoptera; Acrididae
Exons: 3
Coding region: 15-512 (165 amino acids)
Source: RefSeq, a predicted model, not a curated record
GAGGUUCCUACUCAAUGGAAGUCCUGGAGGUGGUGAACACCUGGAUGCAGGUGCUGUUCCUCGUGUCCAUUCUGGUGGCCGCCUGGGCCACCAACAUGCUGACUGGGAUGCUGAACAGUGUCUCCGGUGACUUCCACCCCAAGUCAAAGUUCGCGGCGCUCCAGACCCACGUCGGGCUGCACGCCCUCCUGUCCAUCGUCGGCGACGUCGUCACAGACUACCUGCCCUGCACCGCGCCGCUGACACCCACUCUGUGGACCAACUUGACGCUGUCGUGUCUGCUGCUGUUGGAGCUGGUGGUGCUGAGCCUAUGGGCCCGCAGGCUGUACUGCCGCGAGUCUACGCCGGUGGUGACGCUAGGGUACCAGCCACGAGGAGAUGCACAGGCUGAUGCGGAGGCUGGCGGAGGUCCGGAAGUCGCCAGUGCUGUGGUCACCACGCAGCCGAGGCAUCACAACGGGAUACAGCGCGCCAGAGAUCGUCCAGUCAACUCAAUCACCAUAGUCACGUGAUCCAGCCUAAUAUCUUUUCGAGCAACAGGAACCAGAUAUGUAGAAUAAUGCUCAGAAAAGCGCAAAGACCUCCACCAUCUGAUGAAACCAUUCACGUGUGUUCGUCAGUUUUAGACCAAGUUGCCCUUGGCUACUUUGUGUAAGUCUCUAGAGUUGUCUCCAGUUUGGCGAUUUGACAGCUCACAUUUCUAGUCCCUGCCUCCAUUAGUAGUAUCUGUCGGAAUGGGAACAUCUGAAAUCUUGGUGAGCCGUGUAUCGACUCGUGCUAAACGUUGUAUUUAGAUUGCAUUGGUUUUCCUUGUCUUCCCCUGACAUGUUUGUUGGAUAUGUUGUCAGUCAUUAAGUGACUGCAUGGUUGUUGUAGAAUCGGCCGUAUGUUGCGCAAACAUGGCGUAAAGACGAUUUUGAAACCGACAAGGAAGAUCAAAGAGUGUCUUAGAUCGGCGAAGGAGAAAAGAGACCCACUUGCAAUGUCGGGAAUAUACCGUAUACCAUGCACGUGCGGAAAAGUUUAUGUCGGAAUGACUGGACGAUCAAUUAACACCAGGAUCAAAGAACAUAAGCGGCAUUGCAGGUUGGGGCAGGUGGAGAAAUCGGCCGUGGCAGAGCACGCACUGAAUGAGACCGACCGCGUAAUAAAAUUCGCCG